UUUAUUUUUCUCAACUGACAGUGACGGAUCUAUCGAAGUGAAUUGUGAUUGAUUUUGUAUUCUGGAAUUGUAAAUAAUCAGUGAUUUGUACACCACAACUUAUAUAUUAUCGUAAUUACUAGAAAAGUAUCAAAAUAAUGGCUACUCCUCAGCGAGAAACUAUACAAAAACAAAUCCAACAGGAUUGGGCGAACAGAGAGUACAUAGAAGUUAUAACAGGAAGCAUAAAAAAAAUAACAGAUUUCCUCAAUUCCUUUGACAUGUCCUGUAGAUCGCGCUUGGCCACGUUAAAUGAAAAGUUGACUUCAUUGGAAAGGAAAAUUGAUUACUUGGAGGCUUGCGUCACCAAAGGCGAAACCCUGACGUAGAUGCCAUCAAUCAUGAAUGAAUGAAGUUAUUUAUAAUUUAAUAUUGUUCUAUAGACAGAUAAGCAUUUACAUGUAUAAUAUACAAGUUUCCUUUGGAAUAAAUAGUUUAAUUUUAA
Messenger RNA from Danaus plexippus (monarch butterfly), 484 nucleotides. It is a transcript of the gene HSPC300, whose product is annotated as probable protein BRICK1-B. Gene Ontology annotation, cellular component: SCAR complex. Gene Ontology annotation, biological process: regulation of actin polymerization or depolymerization; cell motility; actin filament organization. The transcript has 3 exons. The record is from RefSeq and is a predicted model, not a curated record. Gene Ontology annotation, molecular function: protein-containing complex binding. Lineage: Eukaryota; Metazoa; Arthropoda; Insecta; Lepidoptera; Nymphalidae. Bases 138 to 368 code for a protein of 76 amino acids.